AUGCUAACACCUGCUCUCUUUUUGUCUUUAGCAGCAAUAUUAAAUGAUGCGGAGGAUCUGCCGACCUCACCUGUAGAGCUCCCGCAUCCGAUAGUUACCACUUCACGGCAGGAAAAUGAGCAAUGGAUCAGUUUGGGAACAGAACCGACUACUGAAAAUGAAUGUAAUUUUGGAAAUUACGCGUGUCGAAUGGCUUGUAUAAAUGGCGGUAUAUGUUACAAAAAUGAUUCCAAUAAUCUUCGAUUUUUCUUUGUUGGAGACAUUGGAGGUUUGCCUAUUUAUCCAUAUACCACAUAUGCACAAAACUUAGUUGCAAAGACAAUGGCAAGAAUUGGCGACGAAGAAAAUAUUCAAUUUACUAAAACAUUCGAAAAUGUUUACAAAGGCAAAGCGUUACAUAAGCCGUGGUAUUUAAUAGCCGGCAAUCAUGACCAUUUUGGUAAUAUUUCGGGACAGAUUGCUUACACAAAUCGAAGUCAACGGUGGACUUACCCGGCAAGCUAUUAUAAAGUAUCUUAUAUGUUCGGGAAGAGUGCUACACUGGUUGAAUUUCUGAUGAUUGAUACCAUUUUGCUUUGUGGUAAUACACGAGAUGUUACAGAAGCUGGCUUUUUUGAUAUGAUUUUUGCAACUGUUGACAAAAAUCCAAAUGCUCCCAAAGAUCCAGCAGCGGCACAGGCAGAGCUGCAUUGGAUCGAACAGCAACUGAAUAGUUCCAGUAGAGCUGAUUAUUUGUUUGUCGUUGGACAUUAUCCAGUUUAUUCCAUAUCUGAGCAUGGUUCAAUGAAUUGCUUGAUUGAAAAAUUGAAACCACUUUUGGAAAAAUAUCACGCUACAGCGUAUGUUGCUGGGCAUGAUCACACCCUUCAACAUAUUAUCACGAAACAAUCGCUAUCCUCAGAUAGUGCAGAAAAAAUUCCGCUUCACUAUAUUGUUAGCGGUGCUGCAUCACGAUCAGACCGUUCACUUAAGCACAUCGAUACAGUACCGAGAGGGUCAUUACUUUUCAACUAUCCAACAGGAUUUAAUCCAUUCUCACAAAUUGGUUUAUCGAAAGGUGGCUUUAUUUAUGUGAAUAUGGACAGAGAGAAAGCUAUCCUUACAUUUUGCAAUGGCAAAGAUAGCUUCAGUCAGGACAAAGGGAUGUUGCAAGUAGAAGUGAUGCCAGGAUGUGGAAUACGGAACGAUUACAUCGAGUUGCUCCUGGGCAUGCCUAUAAACCAGGCUAUCGCUGCCAUACAGAAUGCAUCACGCCAUAUUCAGAAUGUUGAAUUAACUUACUCUUCCAAGGAACCGUUGUCAAGAGAUGUGAUGAUACGACUGUCAAAAGAUGGCGUACGACUCUAUUUUGAGCCUAAUUCGCAACUGCUUCGGCUGAUUGAGGUGUACGAUUUGUCAAACAUAAUCUUACAAUAUGGUGGUGUGGUGUUCUCCAGUCCUAAAGAUGAAGCAGAUGUAAAUAAAGUGGAAGGUUGUUUUGGCGCCACACAUCCUGGAGUGUACGUUGCUGAACAAAGUUUGUAUGAGUUGAGCUGGAAAGGAUUAUCAUUCAGUUUUCCGACUCUUAAUGAAAUUUCGAAAGUGCAAACUUCGUCUAUUGAUGUUACUGGCUUAGGAUCACUACAGUUUCGGAGUAAUUCUCCUCCACUUCUUGCAAAAAUGGCUAUUUAUCCAGAUUCAUACAACUCACCAAAACCGCCAAAAAUCUCGGAAGCUUCGCUAUGUGGUGUUAUAUGUCCAAUUGAAGUGAAGUCCAUUAGCGAUGGAAGUAGGAUUUCAGGCUUAUUCUUCGUCUUCGCUGCAGAAACCCCAGUGGCGGAUAGUUCCAGUCGAAAACAAGCUUUUGGUUUGAGAAAAAUCGAACGAUCCAUUUUUUUUGGCGAUACUUCCGAGAGUGUUUUAUCAUCAUUGGGUGCCCCAUCUAAAGUAUUUUAUACGAAAGCAGAUCGAAUGUUAAUCCAUCGAGGAGAAGAUUCAGAAAAGUUGCGAGGACCGCGUCCUAAUUACUUCUUCAAUUACUUCUCGUUAGGAGUGGACAUCCUAUUCGAUUGUAUCACUAAUCGUGUUCAGAAAUUUGUUUUGCAUACCAAUUUGCCCGGCCACUUUGACUUUGGAAUAUACGCACGCUGUAACUUUUGUAUUACUAUUACUGAUGGUCCGACCAUUACUCCUUCAUCAAAGCGGGAAACUUUUUUCGGUGCCUUCUGCGGUGACACAACUGUACAGCCAGUAGUGCUUAGUAGGAGUGGAACGGAAAAUCCGUUUGGAUCAACCUUCUGCUAUGGCACCGAUCAAGUCAUUGUCGAGGUAAUGGACAAUGGAUUUAUCGCAUCAGUUACCCUUUUUUAG
Molecule: messenger RNA, 2349 nt
Organism: Acanthocheilonema viteae
Lineage: Eukaryota; Metazoa; Nematoda; Chromadorea; Rhabditida; Onchocercidae
Source: the annotation of a GenBank genome assembly